Messenger RNA from Mya arenaria, 11451 nucleotides. RefSeq lists its product as uncharacterized. The transcript is spliced from 10 exons. The record is from RefSeq and is a predicted model, not a curated record. Lineage: Eukaryota; Metazoa; Mollusca; Bivalvia; Myida; Myidae. The coding region runs from base 661 to 11223 and encodes 3520 amino acids.
UUAGACUCUAUCUGCAGACCGCAUCAACACGCGCAGCUAAAUGAGAACCUGGGACCGGGGUUCAGGCGCUUUGCAUUUCACGCUGCAAUUUCUUAAGUACCAGCGGUAUUGUCUUUAAUGGUUUGUCAUUGCUUCCUUGAUAUAAACUCAGGAGUGAUGAAUUGUUUGAAGUGCAUUAUCGUGAGUUUAACAUGAUCGGGGAGAUCUAUUGGAAGUUUUGUUGUGCCAUUUAAAUUGUGUUAAAUUUUAAAAUUUGUUUACGACGGAUUUUUAUAUAAAAAACACGUAAAACAAGAAAACGGAAUAAUUGAAUAGUCAAUGAAAGUCUCAACAAAUCUCUAAAAAUAAUCGCUAAAACAAUCUACACGCAUCUACAAGAUAAGAUUUGAAACAAGAUUACAGGGGCUCUUCUGUUUAAUGUACUCAUUCUACGUGACGAUGGGAAACAUUUCCAUGACAAUGUCUGCAUCUCGUUAAAAGCGGAAUACCUGCUGUAGGGAACAAAUGUUUUCCGACAGAUUCAACACUUACACAGUCAGACGUUUGCUGAAAACGCAAGAAAUUUCAAAAAUUGAAUUAUCUUGAACAGUUCUUAUUGGCAAUUGCAGCGAAAGGCCUGCAGUUAAGGUUAAACCGUAAGUUACAAAUGUCAAAAAUGCAAUGAUGCUCAACUUGAAUAUUUAUCGCAUCCUUAGACAAUUCCCAGCAAUAAAGAUGCGUUAUCACUCUGGUAUAGCGGUUUAUAUCGUAAGCUGUACUGCCUUUUUUGUGUUCAUAUGUGUUGCUGAUGUAAAUUGCACAAAAACUCGUGCUGUACCAAAUUUUAAUUUGAUGCAUGAAGAUAAAACGUAUGGAAAUAAGAUAACUCGCAAUAUUGAACUGGUGGAUGAAACCGGAACUCAAAAUAGUUCGACGUCAUCUGGAAUUUUCUCAGGGAAUAUCAAAAAACAUGCAAAAAGUGUUUCAAAAUCAUUGAAAACAAAAACCUCGCUUAAAGUAUUUAAUUUCAAGAAGAAAGUACAUCGUAGUGAUAGAAAGUCUGUGAUACAUUACAGAAAAGCAUCCAAACAUUCCAAAAUAAAGCCUUCCAGAAAUACCACAGAAGAUUCCUUUUCUCCAAUUACUGUUCAUUCUAAAUGGAACAGACACAAUACAGGACAAGACUUUGGCUCCAAGUUUUCGGAUUUUACUGAAAAGGAGACAGAGCACGAGCUAUUUUCAUCUGUCUUUAGAAGUUCUACCAGUAAACAAUUUGAAACAUUCUCGCAUUCACACGAUGGAUUAACGACCGUGUCAGAUAGUGUACCGCCAAUCGAAAGGACAACGUCAUUAGAUGUUUCAACAUUUAUUUCAUUUACGCAAUCAAGCUCCAUACUGUCACCAACAUCAUCAAUGCCAAGCAUAUAUUCAUCUGGUCAAUUUGAAUCCGCUUCUCCGAAUCAUUUAAAGCUAAAUCCUGCAUACACAUUCCCAUCAACAACCUUUCCAUUUCACCCUACCAAUUCAGUACCAUCGCUAUUGAAAACACCUUUAACACGGACGUUUGCGUCUUCGAUUUUAAAAUCGUCACAAGUACAUUUUUCUAAUACACUAUCACCAAUAGUACAAACACUUUCAACACAGACUUUGCCAUCUUCGCAUUCAUUCUCGUCUUUUAUACCAACACCAAGGUCACUGUUGCCAAAAUAUUUAUUGGAAACUCCCUUAUCAUCCGUUUCGACUUUUUCAUCGUCGCUACCUAAAAUAAAGCAAACGUCGUCAAGACCAUUCCAUAAACAUGUUUCUACUAUUCUAGAUAACAAGGUAUCGCACUUGGUUCGAGUUACAUCUAACUACAGUAUAGCAUUACGAUACAGUAAUUUGACGAGCACACGUUCAAAAGAUGACAACUCGGAAUCUAAACAACUGCUUUCUAAGCAUGCUUUAGCAAAUACAUUUAUAAACCACACGCAAACAGCACAAUUACAACCAAUGUCAGUAUUAAGCCCUAGAACUUUACAGGAUGAAAACUAUCUUAAAACACUAUCACCAAUGCUCGAUCACAGCUCACCACAAACGAACAUUUCAAAUAAAACACACAGCUUCGGCACUCUGAGCUCUCAAACUCGGCGUUCUAACGACAUGCAGGCACAUAAUUCACUUUUGUCACGAAGCAUUUCUAUCGUUACAAAGAGCUCUACGGACAUGUCUACAGUAUUUUCAGUAAAUUAUCACCAGUAUAUCGCACCGACAUCGAAACUCGCCGCUUUGUCCAAUGUACAGACUCAGUCACACUCUGAUAUGCAGACUGUGUCAUGGAAUUAUGAUUCAUUAAACAUGACUGACGGCUCAACCGGAUCACUCAAUGACAUUCAAACAACAGAUAACACGGGUUUACAUCAGGAAUUGGACACAAGCAUGCCGUUAAAUGCAGAAGAAAUGUUUACCACACUAUCAACUAAAUUAUUACAAACCUUAUAUUCCUCGUCCUCAUUAACUUCAUCUUCUGUUCGUAUAUCUCCAACAGCGCACUUGUCUCCUUUGUCAUCUUCAGUAACACAAUUUUCUUCAAAAUCUAAAGGAUCAAUAAGGAAAAAAUUGUAUUCCUUUUCAGAUCCAAAAAACAUCGUUCAUAAUCAAAUGCUGCAGUCCUCAUUUGCAGUAAAACUAAGUUCGCAUGAUGCUGAUACACCCAAAACUAGCGAUAUAGAUAAAUUGCCCAUAUUAACUACUUUACCGUUCUUGGACUCAUUGGCACCAACCUAUGACGAAACACCUCAUUCUUCAAACACAAUUAUGAACACUGAUUCGCUUUUCACUUCCGAUGGAGAUCAACACAAUUCGUUGCAAUAUAUGAAAUAUAGUCAUGAAAAAUCCCUACAACCCGAGGCAAUUUCACAAAGCCCCGUGUUUAGUGUUUUUACAUCUGAUGAAACUACACGAGAUUCUCGUUUAGGCAUAUUUCCAUCAGUUAUGCCGUCGCAUUUUAGUUAUUCUCAACCACAAAUGAUACAAGAGGAUUUACAGUCAAAAUUUAAACCACAGAAAGAUUCCCAAGCAAAUGCCAAACAUUCACUUGAUCGCAAAAUAUACCCAUCGAAUGAAACGUUGACUUCGUCCAUACAAAAUGGUUCCAUCAUUGAACCAUCAUCCACACCAACAAGCUCCAUCAGUGAACCAUCAUCCACAUCAAUAGCUAACAUCAUCGAAAAAGCAUCCACACCAACAAGCUCCAUCAAUGAACCAUCGUCCACACCAACAAACUCCAUCAUUGAACCAUCGUCCACACCAACAAGCUCCAUCAUUGAACCAUCAUCCACACUAACAAGCUCCAUCAUUGAACCAUUGUCCACUCUAACAAGCUCCAUCAUUGAACAAUCAUCCACACUAACAAGCUCAAUCAUUGAACCGUCAUACACACUAACAAGCUCCAUCAUUGAUUCAUCAUCCACAUCAACAAGCUCCAUCAUUGAACCAUCAUCCACACCAACAAGCUCCAUCAUUGAACCAUCAUCCACACUAACAAGCUCCAUCAUUAAACCAUCAUCCACACCAACAAGGUCCAUCGUUGAACCAUCAUUCACACUAACAAGCUCCAUCGUUGAACCAUCGUCCACACCAACAAGCUCCAUCACUGAACCACCAUCCACACCAACAAGCUCCAUCACUGAACCAUCAUCCACACUAACAAGCUCCAUCAUUAAACGAUCAUCUACACUAACAAGCCCAAUCACUGAACCAUCGUCCACACUAACCAGCUCCAUCAUUGAACCAUCGUCCACACCAACAAGCUUCAUCACUGAACCAUCGUCCACACCAACAAGCUCCACCAUUGAACCAUCAUCCACACUUACAAGCUCCAGCUCCAUCAUUGAACCAUCAUUCACAGCAAAAAGCUCCAUCAUUGAACCAUCGCCCACACUUACAAGCUCCAUUAUUGAAUCAUCGUCCACACUAACAAGCUCCAUAAUUGAAUCAUCGUCCACACUUACAAGCUCCAUCAUUGAACCAUCAUCUACACUUACGAGCUCCAUCAUUGAACCAUCGUCCACACUUACGAGCUCCAUCAUUGAACCAUCAUCCACACUAACAAGCUCCAUAAUUGAACCAUCGUCCACACUUACAAGCUCCAUCAUUGAACCAUCGUCCACACUUACAAGCUCCAUAAUUGAACCAUUGUCCACACUUACAAGCUCCAUCAUUGAACCAUCGUCCACACUUACAAGCUCCAUCAUUGAACCAUCAUCCACACUAACAAGCUCCAUAAUUGAACCAUUGUCCACACUUACAAGCUCCAUCAUUGAACCAUCGUCCACACUUACAAGCUCCAUCAGUGAACCAUCGUCCACACUUACAAGCUCCAGCUCCAACAUGGAACCAUCAUCCACAUUAUCAAGCUCCACAAUUAAACCACCAUCCACACUAACAAGUUCCACCAUUGAACCAUCAUACACACAAACAAGCUCCAUUGAACAAUCAUCCAUACCAACAAGCUUUAUUAUCAAACCAUCAUCCACACCAACAAGCGCCAUUAUUGAACCACCAUCCAUAUCAAUAAGCUCCACCAUUGAAUCAUCGACCACACAAACAAACUCAAUCAUUGAACCAUCGUCCAUACCAAUAAGCUCCAUCAUUGAAAAAUCGUUCACAACAACAAGCGCCAUCAUUGAAUCAUCGUCCACACCAACAAACUCCAUCAUUGAACCAUCAUCCACACCAACAAGCUCAAUCAUUAAUCCAUUAUCCAUACUAACAACCUCCAUCAUUGAACCAUCGUCCACACUAACAAGCUCAAUCAUUGAACCAUCGUCCACACCAACAAGCUCCAUCAUUGAACCAUCGUCCACACCAACAAGUUCCAUCAUUGAAUCAUCAUCUACACCAACAAGCUCCAAUAUUGAACCAUCGUCCACACUAACAAGCUCCAUCAGUGAACCAUCGUCCACACUUACAAGCUCCAUCAUUGAACCAUCGUCCACACUAACAAGCUCCAUCAUUGAACCGACGUCCACACCAACAAGCUUCAUCACUGAACCACCGUCCACACUGACAAGCUAUAUCAUUGAACCAUCGUCCACACCAACAAGCUCCAUUACUGAACCAUCGUCCACACCAACUAGCUCCAUCACUGAACCACCGUCCACACCAACAAGCGCCAUCACAGAACCACCGUUCACACCAACAAUCUCCAUCAUUGAACCAUCGACCAUACUAACAAGCUCCAUCAUUGAACCAUCAUCCACACUUACAAUUUCCACCAUUGAAUCAUCAUACACACAAACAAGCUCCAUUGAACAAUCAUCCAUACCAACAAGCUCCAUUAUUGAACCACCAUCCAUAUUAAAAAGCUCCACCAUUGAAUCAUCGUCCACACCAACAAGCACCAUCAUUGAACCAUCGUCCACACCAACAAGCUCCAUCAUUGAACCAUCUUCCAUACUUACAAGCUCCAUAAUUGAGCCAUCAUCCACACCAACAAACUCCAUCAUCGAACCAUUGUCCACACCAUCAAACGCCAUUAUCGAACCAUUGUUCACACCAAUGAACUCUAUCUUUGAAUCAUCGUCCACACCAACAAACUCCAUCAUUGAGCCAUUGUUCACAUCAUCAAACUCCAUUAUCGAACCAUUGUUCUCACCAAUGAACUCUAUCUUUGAAUCAUCGUCCACACCUACAAACUCCAUCAUUGAGCCAUUGUCCACAACAACAAACUCCAUCAUUGAUUCAUCAUCCACACCAACAAACUCCAUCAUUGAACCCUCAUCCACACUAACAAGCCCCAUCAUUGAACCAGCAUCCACACCAACAAGCUCCAUCACUGAACCAUCAUCCACACCAACAAGCUCCAUCACUGAACCAUCAUCCACACCAACAAGCUCCAUCAUUGAAAUUGAACCCUCAUCCACACUUACAAGCCACAUCAUUGAACCAGCAUCCACCCAGACAAGCUCACUAAUUGAAACAGCAUCCAUUUUAACAAGCUCCAUUAUUGAACAAAUAUCCACACAAACAACCUCCAUCAUCGAACCAUCGUACACACCAACAAAUUCCAUUAAUGAACCAUCACCCACACUAACAAGCUCCACUAUUGAACCAGUAUCCAUAUUAUCAAAAUCUGUCAAUGAACCAUCGUCUACACCAACAAGUUCCAUCACUGAACCAUCAUCCAAACCAACAAGCUCCAUAAUACACCCGUCCUCUACACCAACAAGAUCCAUCAUUGAACCAUCAUCCACACCAAAAAGCUCCAUUAUUGAACCACAUACACCAACAAAAUCAAUCUUUAAACACUUGUCCACACUAACAAGCUCCAUCACUGAACCAUCAUCCACACCGACAAGAUCCUCAAUUGAACCAUUGUCCACACUUACAAGCUCCAUCAUUGAACCAGAAUCAACAUCAGUUAGUUCUAAUAUUAGACCAGCAUCAACACCAACAAUCUCAAUCACUGAACCAUCGUCCACACUAACAAGCUUCACAAUUGAAUUAAUAUCCACACCAACAAGCUCUAUCAUUGAACCAUCAUCCACACUUACAAGCUUUAUCAUUGAACCAUCAUCCACACCAACAUGCUCCAUCAUUGAACCAUCAUCCACACCAACAAGCUCCAUCAUAGAACCAUCAUCCACACUUACAAGCUCCAUCAUUGAACCAUCAUCCACACCAACAAGCUCCAUCAUUGAACCAUCGUCCACAAUUACAAGCUCCAUCAUUGAACCACCGUCCACACCAACAAGCGCCAUCACUGAACCACUGUCCACACUAACAAGCUCCAUCAUUGAACCAUCAUCCACACCAACAAGCUCCAUCAUUGAACCAUCAUCUACACUAACAAGCUCCAUCAUUGAACCAUCAUCUACACUAACAAGCUCCAUCAUUGAACCAUCAUCUACACCAACAAGCUCCAUCAUUGAUCCAUCAUCUACACUAACAAGCUCCAUCAUUGAACCAUCAUCUACAAUAACAAGCGCCAUCAUUGAACCAUCAUCUACACCAACAAGCGCCAUCAAUGAACCAUCAUCUACACCAACAAGCGCCAUCAUUGAACCAUCAUCAACACUAACAAGCUCCAUCAUCGAUCCAUCAUCUAAACCAACAAGCUCCAUCAUUGAACCAUCAUCUACAAUAACAAGCGCCAUCAUUGAACCAUCACCUACAAUAACAAGCGCCAUCAUUGAACCAUCAUCUACACCAACAAGCGCCAUCAUUGAACCAUCAUCAACACCAACAAGCGCCAUCAUUGAACCAUCAUCUACACCAACAAGCGCCAUCAUUGAACCAUCAUCCACACUAACAAGCUCCAUCAUCGAUCCAUCAUCUAAACCAACAAGCUCCAUCAUCGACCCAUCAUCUACACCAACAAACGCCAUCAUUGAACCUUCAUCUACACCAACAAGCGCCAUCAUUGAACCAUCAUCCAUACUAAAAAGCUCCAUCAUCGACCCAUCAUCUAAACCAACAAGCGCCAUCAUUGAACCAUCGUCCAAACCAACAAAUUCCACCAUUGAACCAUCCUCAACACUAACAAGCUCCAUCAUUAUACAAUUGUCCUCACCAGCAAGCAUCGUCAUUGAACCAGCAUCCAUACCAACAAGCUCCAUCAUUGAAUCAGCAUACAUAUCAACAAGCGCCAUUGUUGAACCAUCAUCCAUAACAACAAGCUCCAACAUUGAACCUGCUUUCAUAUCAGCAAGCUCCACAACUGAAACGGUAUCAUCCACACCAACACACUCCACCAUUGUAUCAGUAACCAUUCAAACAAGCUCCUCAUUUGAACCAUUAUCCACGUCAACUAGCUCCAUUGAACCAGCAGCCUCACCAACAAAUUCCAUCAUUGAACCAUCGUCAACACUAACAAGUUCCAUCAUUAUACAAUCGUCCUCACCAACAAGCAUCGUCAUUGAACCAGCAUCCAUACUAACAACCAUUAUCAUUGAACCAUCGACGACACCAACUAGCUCCAUCGUUGAACCAUCGACCAUUACCACAAGCUCUAACAUUGAAUCAUCAUCAACACAAAUAAGCUCCAACAUUGCGCCAUCGUCCACACCAACAAAUUCCAUCUUUGAGCCAUCAUUAACAUCAACAUGUUCAAUCGAUGAGCAAUCAUCAACAACAACAAUUUCCCUCAGUAAACCAUCAUACACACAAACAAGCUCCAUUGAACCAUCAUCCAUGCCAACAAUUUCUAUUAUUGAAUCAUCAUCCACAUCAACAAGUUCUAUUAUUGAAUCAUCAUCCUCACCAACAAGUUCUAUUAUUGAAUCAUCAUCCUCAUCAACAAGUUCCAUUAUUGAAUCAUCAUCCGUAUCAACAAGUUCUAUUAUUGAAUCAUCAUCUACAUCAACAAGUUCCAUUAUUGAAUCAUCAUCCACAUCGAAAAGUUCUAUUAUUGAAUCAUCAUCCACACCAACAAGUUGUAUUAUUGAAUCAUCAUCCACAUCAACAAGUUAUAUUAUUGAAUCAUCAUCCACAUCCACAAGUUCUUUUAUUGAAUCAUUAUACACAUUCACAAAUUCUAAUAUCGAAUCAUCAUCCAUAUCAACAAGUUCUAUUAUUGAAACAUCAUCCACAUCAACAAGUUCCAUUAUUGAACCAUCAUCCAUAUCAACAAGUUCUUUUAUUAAAUCAUCACCAUUGGCAUCAACAAGUUCUAUUGUUGAACCAUCAUCCACAUCAACAAGUUCCAUCAUUGAAACAUCCUCCAUAUCAGCAAGCUUCCCCAUCGAACAAUCGUACACAUCAACAAGCUCCACUGCACCAGCAUCCGCACCAACAAGUUCCGUUUUUGAACUAUCGUCAAUAUCAGCAAGCUUCCCCAUCGAAUUAUCGUCCACAUCAACAAUUUCCAUCAUUAAACAGUCAUCCAAACCAACAAGCUUCAUAUAUGAACCAAUAUCCACAUUAAGAAGCUCCACCAUUGAACCGUCAUCCAAAUAUAGAGAAAUAACGACCUCGGCAGUGGCACCUAACGCAAAACCUUCAACAGCGACAGUCACCAGUGUCGUGUCCACAGAGUCCACCGUUGUCAAUAUUCCAACACAGGUGCCCUUGGCAACUUUACCUCCGGGGAUGACUAUUCUAACCAUAACGCUACAGGUCAGGACCAGUGUCGAUAUUCUGAGGAAAUCCUUCAUCAAUAAAGUCAGCAAAGGACUACGCAAGUACUUCCAAAGGGGUCUUGAAUCCAAUCGCGACCAACCACGUCAACGCGAGAAGAGGCAAUUGGGAUUCAAGCCAAGUAUCAAGAUCACGAGCGUUCGACGUCACAUCGAAGAAUCGACGUUGGUGGACGUUGAUUUUUACGCCAUCUAUGGCGGGGACGUUGUUACAGCAGCAGAUGCAGUGGCCGUGUUCUCCAAGGUUUCUGUAACAGAGGCUGGCGACUACAUUACCUACCCGGUGAUUUCUCCGGUAAGGGCUUUGCUACAAACGACGACAACGACGCCAGCUGGUAGCGGUGGAGUGACUCCCCCGUUGUCCCGGCCGAUGACGCUGCUGCUUGUGACGCUGCCGACGGCGGUGGCGGUAGCGGCCGUGUUGGCCGUCCUUGUUCUCUACUGCCAGGUCCGGAAGCUCGGGGACAUGUCCGCUACCUCGUACUGGCGCCGCUUCACAACUCUCGCCGCUAGAAGGCCAACUCUAGACGACGUGGACAUGAUGGUGGACGUGGAGAAGGGGGAGAUCGUCUCGAGGGGCAACACGAAGAAAGCGGAGUUCUCUCUGCAGGGCCUCCAGACAAGUGUCUGCCCGGUGUACACGGAUCAAGAGGAGGCGGAUGUUAGCGGCAUAGAAGAUAUCCAGGAUACCAAGUUAGCGAUCAUGGACACUGAGUCUUCAUUCUUGGAUUGCAAUACUGUUGAGCGGAGAGAAAAAUUGAAAGGUCUUGGAUUUCGAGUCAAAGAAACGGAGGUGUCAAGUGAUAAGUUGUUGAAAAAUAUACCGGAAUUGGUUGCUGACGCUGAGGAAAAAAGUAGACUAAGUGGUCACGGCGAAAAUGUUGAUCUUGAACUAGUUGAUGAACGCUCGUCUGAGGUGUCGGAUUUGUGUUCGGGCUUUGACGCGUAUUCUACGGCCGAAACAUCUUCAGUGACUAGUUUUAGUAAGUCGACUGAUGCUAGGAAGAAAACUGGGUUUCGAAUAACAAGCAUUGACCGACUAACCAACAGUAGCAUUUCGUCGGAUGCCGAUGUGAGUAAUCGAGCGGUGAGCGGAAGCAACGUAACAGUGAAAGGAGUGGUUCCUCAAGAUCUAUCAGGAUGUAAAGAUUGUCUAGGUGACGGGAACUUGAAAGAUAGUCAUAAAAGCAAAUUCAAAGAAAACAUCUAUAUUAAGACAUGUCUUGUUGAUGUAACAAGAAAGCCAAGAGUCAGUUUUAGUUCAGAAUGCGGAGGUAACCGUUCAGGAGGGUGUCAAUUGUCUGAUAAAUCGAGGUCUUUCACAAACUGCAACAACGGAUUCAGUGAUGGUGUUAAGUCACAGUGCUCUGGUAACAAAAGGCCUACACAUACAUCAUUGACGUUGACAAAACCCCCUCAGGUUGUGAAUAACUUCAUAGAGGGCGACAUGGAAGAUGACGUAUUUUUAUCAGACGAUAACGCAUCACUAGCAGAUGACAAUUUUGUUCUUUUAAACAAACAAGGCCCACAUUCAGUAAAUAAAGUUGUGGAAAAUUCCGCAGUUUUGAAAGAAAAAGGAACAAAUUACAAAAUAAGGGAUACAGAUAUACAAAGCACUAAGCGAGAAAAUGUGAAAGUUAGCCCUAGGCAAAAGGUCGACUGUGGCCCCGUACAGAGUGCCAGUAUUUCAGUCUUGAGCUCGAAUUUCUCGGCCCACGAGGUUGGCUUACUAUACGCAAACAAAAGUAAAGCAAGCCGGCAAGAUGGCAGCCUGUUUGCGGGUGACGAGUUCAGCGCUGUAAACUUCAGCAAGGAGGAAACAUACAGGGAACAGCUCAGUUUUAUACACGGGACCGAUCACCCGGGCACAAAUAUGGCGGAAGCCGGUGACUUCGAGUUUAUAACGAAAAUGGCUCAAUGUGAAAUCGAGGAUCCCCCGCCGAAACCGCGAUUUAAGCCUAUUCCUGAGCUCAAGACCCCACGACUGCCCACACCUCCGCCGCCCCCGCCGCCGCCCAUACCUGAUCCUCACCCGAAGCCAUUUCCGAGAGAGUUGCCGAAAGCUGGACGGAGUCAACGGGCCUUCCCAAAAGAGUAUUUCCUUGGAGAAAUGGACGAUUCCUAAAUGGUGUACUUGAGCUCAUCCGACAAUAAGUUGAUCUCGUCUAUUGUGAUAAAGAAAAUACAGAUGCACAUUUUCAAAAUCGCUUUCAUUAUUACUUUAAAAACAAUAUGCUGUGAUAUAAUUAUGUAAAAAUGAUUCAUAUGAAUGAUAACUCUUAUUAUAUAAAUUAUUAUGCAUUUAUGUAACAGUGUAGUGAUGUGAUAAAAUAAAAUAAAUAUUCAUCUUUGU